Trematomus bernacchii (emerald rockcod) is the source of this 12459-nucleotide messenger RNA. RefSeq names its product stAR-related lipid transfer protein 9-like. Gene Ontology annotation, biological process: microtubule-based movement. The record is from RefSeq and is a predicted model, not a curated record. Gene Ontology annotation, molecular function: ATP binding; microtubule motor activity; lipid binding. Lineage: Eukaryota; Metazoa; Chordata; Actinopteri; Perciformes; Nototheniidae.
UGUUCCAGGACCUGGGUGUGUUGGUGCUGUCCGGAGCCUCUGAGGGCUACAACGUGUGUCUAUUUGCUUACGGACAAACAGGAUCUGGAAAGACGUACACCAUGAUGGGGACACCGGACUCCAUUGGCUUGACUCCUCGGAUCUGUCAGGGUCUCUUUAGGUCUGAAGACACUUUUCCUGAUGAGCAAAACUCAAGCAGAGUGGAGAUCAGCUUCCUGGAGAUCUAUAACGAGCGUGUGCGAGACCUGCUGAGAGGAGGCGAGCAGAAGAAGAGAUCCUCCCUGAGAGUGAGAGAACACCCUGAGAAAGGACCGUAUGUACAAGACCUGUCACAGCACGUUGUCUCGGACUGCAAGCAGGCCAUGGAUCUUUUGGAGGAAGGCAUCGCCAACCGGAUCACCGCGGCAACCCACAACCACGACGCCAGCAGCCGGUCCCACGCCAUCUUCACCAUCCAGUACACACAGGCGAUCCUUGAAAAUAACCUUCCUUCAGAAACUGUCAGCAAGAUUAACCUGGUGGAUCUGGCUGGGAGUGAGAGAGCAGACCCUCACUACUGCAGGGACAGACUCACAGAGGGCUCCAACAUCAACAAGUCUCUGGUCACUUUGGGUAUCGUCAUAUCUGCUCUUGCCCAGAACUCCCAGAUGUCCAGCAGCUGCCAGAGUAUCAACAGCAUGGCCUCUGAGGGCGAUGGCAGCACAGGGGGAAGCCACAGCAGCUCCCUGUCUGGAGGAGGGGGAGGAGGAGGAGGGAGGAGGCACUGCUUCAUCCCAUACAGAGACUCAGUCCUCACCUGGCUACUGAAAGACAGCCUGGGCGGCAACUCCAAAACCAUCAUGAUUGCAACGGUCUCUCCCUCUGCUAACAGCUACAACGAGACCCUUAGCACCCUGCGCUAUGCUGCACAUGCCAGAAAUAUUGUCAACAAGCCCCGGGUUAAUGAGGAUGCCAGUGUUCGGCUGAUCAGGGAGCUGAGAGAGGAGAUUGACAGGCUGAAGAGCAUGCUGCUCAGCUUUGAAAUGCAACGUAAUCCCAGUCCAUCCCUGAGCGAUGAGAGGGAUGGAAAUCUCUCUGACAUCGUGCUACAGAACGAACUGAAGGUGGAGCAGCUGACGAAGGACUGGUCGGAGAGCUGGAGAGACAAGAAGGAGCUGCUGGAGCAGUACAGCGUGGACAUCAACCGAGACCGGGCAGGAUUCCUCAUCAACUCCCUCCGACCGCACCUGGUGACUCUCGAUGGGGACGUCCUCAGCACCGGGGUCGUCUUCUAUCACCUCAGGGAAGGAGUUACCCACAUAGGACCUCAGGAACAGUAUAAAGAACCACAAAUAGUUCUGCAGGGAAGUGCCAGCUGUGAGAUUGAAAACCACGGAGGUGUGGUGACACUCAGGCCGCUGCCCGGCUGCGUCUGCCUGCUCAACGACAGAGAGGUCACUGAGCCCUGCAGACUGGCUCAAGGGACGGUGAUCACCUUGGGAGGAGAGCAUAAGUUCCGCUUCAACCACCCGGCGGAGGCAGCCGUCCUCCGGGAACGCAGACGGGCAAGUGAAGGUGGGAUGAGCUGCACCUACAUUGAUCUAUGUCCCUUGACCCCUGACCAAAGUGUUGAAGAAGAGAAUCUCCAAGGCCAGCUGGGUGCCUGUCUCUCCCCCAGCGAGGAGCCCGCUGCCAGGCAGAGUGUGCAGGAGCAGCAGAGCUACGUGGAGAGCUUGCGUCAGGAGAUUCAGGCAGAACAAAGACGGGCUGAGAGAGAGCUGGAGAGGGAGCAGGCCCUCCUCCGACAGCAGCACACUGAGAUCCAGCAGUGGAUUUUGCAGGAGAAGCAGCACCUAACAACUGUUGAGCAGAAAGUCACCCAAGAGUCUGGGGUACAGGCAGAUCUGAUCCCUGCAUCCCUCCUGGAGCGAGUGGCAAGUCAGGCGUUUCGUGAUCAGGAGGAUCAGACAGGAUACCGUCUGUCUCACGUGGUUCGGGCGAGGAAGAAGUCGAUGCAGGAGGAACUGCUGAAGCAUCACGCCCUCUGCCGUGCCGAAAGCCGAAUCCGAAGGAAAAAGUUACACUACCAGCUGGAGAGGAUUGCACGCAAGCGGCAUAUGUUGGAAGCUAAGAAGGAAUUGCAACGGCUGGAAAAGUCUCUGCCUCCAGGACCAGAGAGCCCCGAGUCUCCUGAGCUGGUGACCCCCACAAAGCUCACGGAGAGAGAGUUUGUCCCUCGUAGACACUCAUUCUCCGCAGACCUUCUUUCCCGGCUUUACCCCCAGAACACACCGAUCUUCAGACACUUCCUCAAGAGAAACAGAUCCACAGAACUGAUGCCGAAUUCCUUCACAACCUCUGACUCCAGUAGCCACCAGGAGUGGGUUUCUGAUGAACGCCUUCCCCGGGAAAGAUCCCAGAGUUGUUCUGGUAAACUCUUCUCAGGACAAAGUCAAGCCUGCCGGAGUAGAGUAGGUUCCUCUGAAAACCUCAUGCUAACACCCAAAGAGGGGCCCCAAGCUCAGCGCUGCAGGGAACGACCAGAAAGAAAACCUCUUUUGCCAAACCGAGACCUGAAUUUUAAGAACAGAUCGGAUCAACUCUCAACGUUUUCUCUUAAGUCGCCACUUGGAACUACAGUGCAGCCCAGCAGCAAAGAAAAUAUACAAGAACCCAAAACACGCAAAAUGAGCUCUCAGACUGUCCCGUGCAUGAAUGCAGUAACUCAACCCCAUGCCGGUAACAGCGGACUAGAAACCAUCAAGAAGACUUUCUCUCACUCUGUGGGGCCCAGGUUAAAAACAGCUCUUUCCAAAGUGUUCAGAAAACCAACAUCAGGUGUGAAUGGAGCACAAGGCCACAAACGUCCGGGGAGGAUAGCGAGCAAGUUUCACUGGAGUCAAAGAAGAGACAAGAGCCUAAAAGAUGCGAAGAGCAGAAGCAAAUGUGCCGUUAAAACAGCUGUCUCAUGCGAGGAGCUUGACCAAAAAACUCAGUUUGAAGACAUCAAAAAGAAGCGCUGGCAUAGUGCAGAGGCUCUGAUGAGCAAGACCAGCAGGUGGAUAGAGACACAGCAGGGACUGAUGCAAUGGGAGGAAGAGCAAGAGGACAGAGAUGAAGUGACGUCAGACUGUGAGAGCCUUUUCUCUCUCGAUUCGCUGUCCUCUGCUUAUGUGACGGCCCUCACAGAGCAGCUGAGACACGAGGAAGCAGCUCAGAGCGAACCAGAGAGCGAAGACAGUCAGAUGUCUAGAGAUUCAUUAGCUGUGGACAGCAGUGGGAAAUACAAAACUGCGGAAAAACGUAGCGAAACAGUAGUGCCAACAAACUCAUUUGUGACAUAUUCAACCAUGAAGCUAAAUAAAAAUGCAGGAAUCAGUUUGGAUCGAGACGACCGUCAUAAACCUCAGGUAAUCCCAGCAGAGACGUACUCUCCAAAAUUAAGACUGGGAGCUACGAGAAAGCCUCCUUCCCACAGCCCAUUAGUAGCAGAUUCCAGAGGCAGAGACACUGUACACAAAUUGAUUGAGGACUUUGGGAACAUGCAGACCACUUCCACUGUUAGCCCACGCUCCCUGAGCAGCUGGCGUGUGACGGAGCCAGAAAACAUGCUGGCACUCACUGAUGCCUGGUCCUCCACUGAUGCAGCAGACAGUCCCAGGAUUCAUCCAGAUGCUCUGCCUUUCCAAAGUAAAUUGAUUUUUAAAGGUGAAGAGAGCAGUAGCAGUCCCAGUCCAACCAGCCUAAACCAGCGCGGAUCUAGAAGCUGUAGCUCACCAUCCACCAGCACUGAGAGUGUGAAUGUAACAGUGCUAAAACAUGGUCUUGAAGUUGCAAUUAGCACAUCAGAAACAUUGGAUUUGAAAGACUCUUGGAUACUAACAACACCAGAUGAAGCACUAGGAGCUUAUGAGAGGCAAUCAGAGGAAGAAAUAUCCCAAAUCGCAAAGUCAGUCAUAGAUACUCCUGACUACAGGUGCAUCAAAAGUCCAGCCACCUUAUUAACCUUAAACCAAACCACUUGUUUGUCACCCUCUGAGAUCCAGUACACCAAAAAACAAGCAUCACAAGUAAAUAAGGUAUUUAACGAUGUACCUGAGACGGUGUCCUCUGACCUUGAAUCACGUGUGUCAGGUGGUCCUACGAACCGAGGUCAAAUAUUGAGCAAUUUAUCGAACGCUGCAGAUGCCUUCAAACCAUCCAUCGAAGAUAAGGUACUAUGCAGUUUUGAUGGUGCUGAAAAGCUGACAAAUGUUCAGCAAUAUGAGUUUGGGAACACCAAAUACGUGUCUUUUACAAGGGACACACUGUUGGAUGAGGCUGGAACCAAAGUCACUGAGCAGCACAUUUCACUACAGCAGGAACUCGUUAAAUCUGCUUGUAAAAAUUCCAGGAAGAGGAACAAAGACGAAAAGGAGGCUUUCAUCGGCAGCCUGAAAAUUCCAAAAAGGAGCGACGGCGGAGAGCUCGUCACUUUCUGCUCCGCUCCAGUUGGCAGCCAGGAUGAUUCUUGGCCUGAUGACAAUAAUAACACCAGUGACUCAAACGGGGAACAGUCUGCCGCGGAAGCUGACAGCCCCGGAUUUGAUUCUGUUUGUAUUGAUGGCAGCUUAAUCCAAGAGACAAUGGCUUCAGAGGCGUCGCCAGUUUCUGAUCCCAUGAGCAGGAAACUUGGACGUGUCUUUGAGGACUCUGAAUGUCGUGACAAGAGUCCACAGAGAGGUAGCUCAGCGGGGGAGAGGGAAGUAGUUGAAAAGAAAGAUGUAUCAAUACCAACAAAUACCAAAGGUGGGGAAUCACAAAUAGAUAACCCCAGGAAACAUCAAGAAAGUACAAAACACAUAUGCAAGUCAGAUGCUAUUUGUAGCGCCAUUGACCUGAGAAUCUCAGAAGUGGUCAAAGAACACAUGAAAUUGUCUUUGAUUGGCAGCGAUGAUCGCGGGAAGAGUAGGACUCAAAACACGAAGGUCUUGUCAUUCACUGCAUGUCAUGUUGGCUGUAAUACUGAUGAAAAUAGAUGGAUAGAAAGAGAGAGUAGAGAUGAAGUGAGUGAGGAGGUGAAAGAAGGAGCCAUCCUUAACAGAUGCCUUUCACUGGAAAGGAUGGUGAGUGAAAACAUGAUGGACAAAAGUGGACAGCUUGCAUCAGAACUGCCAGCUGAAUUGAAGAUUUGCCAUGAGAGCAACAGGCUCAAAUCUAGUAUAGGAACACAGAAGAUCGACCAUGCUCAUAAUUUGUCUGAUGUGACAUCCAACAAGCCAGCCAUGGAUCCUUAUGUUUUCCAAAAGUCCUCUUCCGAUAACAGCAUGCUAUCAAAUCUGGCAAUGAAUGGCCAUGGAGGGUCUGAGCACUCUUGCAACCCGGCCUUGCAGCCAAUUGGUUCGUCCUCAAUGAGUAAUUCCUCUAUUCAUUCUCAAGGCAACAUUGUGGAAAAAGAUGCUUUGUGUCAAGAAAUGAAUAAUUCAGCGAAACAAAAAGUACCAUCCCAACUUAAUCCGGUCAUCGGUACUACAUGCUUGAAUCAAGUGGACACUCAGAGCUGUUAUAGUGUAAAUGAUGUCCGUAUGGGAGCCUCAAUCACCGUUGAAGACAAACACAGUCGUUCGCACAAACAGAACUUGCAAGGGACCAUACAAGAACAAUUGCAAAAUAGUCCAGACUCAUCUGAAGCCAUUCAAUUAUUAUCGGAUGGUCGAAGUCAAUUAAAACCUGACAAACGCAACAGCAGCCAGAACACAUCCACUAAUGAGCUUUCCUCUAUGAAAUUGCUGGCUGUUUCUCCUGGCUGUAAUGGAGAUGGUGAAACAGUCAACCCGACAGGAGUCAAACCACGUUUAACAGCAGAGGACGAGAUCAUCUGUCCACACACUCAUGCAAGUAACCUGUCUCAGACGUGUGUGGUCAACAUGAACUAUAACAACAAAUUGCAAAAUGUAACACUAUGCAAACAAGAUAUUGUAGCGAAAAAUGACAAAGAGACAGGAUCUAAAUAUGAACUAAGAAUGUCUGGUUCUAUGCAGCCUCAACAAAAUGUACCAAAGGGGGUUGCCAUCCGAAGUAAAAGCUGCCAUGGAUCUUUUAUGUCCAACCAGGUGGAGCUAAAAACACCUGGUGAUGAAAAAGAUAAUUCUGCUCUCAUGUCUAAAAAGGCCAAAUCGAAGCGGUUCAGAAAGACUAAGAUCCAGACCUAUCCCACCUCUUCCUCUGAGUCCUCUCCUAAAUCGUCAGAUGGGGAUGAGGAGGAUGAUACAUCUGCCAGACAGCCUCACAGCCGGCUCUCCUCUAAAUGGGUAAAGCUUGGUAAUGGAAAACAGGAAAUCCAUCAGAGUACAGGUGAAGAUGCAGAUUUCUCUACUGCUGUGUGUGUCAGUAAAUUUCAAAUGCAGGCUGGUUUGGCUGGAACUCAGGGUAAAAGUGAAGUAAUAGCGAGUAGAGACUACAUCCAAAAAACACACUCUUUACCCCCUCGAGCAAUGUCACAGAGGACAAAUGCAGAACAAAUCAUCCCAAAGAAAAGUGACCCGCAGCAGGACUCCUCUAUGCAUUUUGCCUCCAGUGACAUCAACCCUUUUGUUCACCAGUGGCAAGGCGGUGACUCGGACCAACACUGUUAUAAGAACCCAGCUUUCGGAAGUGCCGCUGACCUCUCCUGUAAAUCUCCACUUCUGAACAGCACUGAGAAACGUAUAACGAGAUGCUGCAGUGUGGAGAAUGGAUUGAAUGGGCAGAACUCGCCUUUCUAUUCCCAUCUGAGCACUUACGCCACCAACAAGGGGCUCUCCAGUACGCUCAGCAGUAUCGAAGAUUACAAGGAACAGGAAAGCGAAACAUCUCAGCUAUCGCCCCGUCAACAAGCUCCCGCUGAUAUUCACAAUCAUCUAGCCAAUCUUUCAGUGAGCGGCAAUUCUUCGAGUAACGAUGUUCAAAAUGGUUUCAACUCCACUCGGGUGGAGGAAAUGAUGGUUGUGCACUCGUCUGAGCAAGAGUGCCAGACAAGCAAAACACACGCCCACAGAAGAAGAACAUGUGAGCACAGCACUCAAACCGAGCGUGGCCUUCAGACAGUAAAUAUUGUUCCAAAGAGAAGAGAGCGGCACAAAAGAAGUUACACUGAUGAACCUGCAAAAACCAAAGACAUUAAAGAAUCUCCAACAUGGGCCAGUAUGGAAAGCAUGUCGGCUCACCUCUCAAAGCUGAUCGACAGCACCUCCGACCUGCUGGGGGACGUCCAGGAAAUGAGAACAGGCGAAGCCCUCAAGUCCAGUCUGCGGAGGAGUGUUAACGUGUCAGAUAUCAGCCUCUCUUACAGCGAGUCUAAUGGCCACAUACAGAGAGACUGCUCGACUCAAACAGCCGUAGAUAUUGGGAUCCAAACGGAGAGGUGUUCAGCAGCAGCAGCAGCAGCAGCAGCAGCAGAGAGGGAAAUCGCUGCUCAUCAAACGCCAAGUGAAAGGUCCAAAUCUCAUGAAGUCAAUGUCAUUGUCAAAGUGAUCGGUUCUGAGGUUUUCAGUGUUUCCCAAGACAGAAAUGUGCACUGUGCUGUGAAGAGAACAGAUGAAAAGAUGCAGAGCAUGCCUGACCUGAGCGCUAACACCUCUGCUGCAGCACAAAGGUCCGCCUCACACUCGGAGAAUGCCCCUCAGAAAACGUCUCCUUUAAAGUCCGCGGGUGAAAGUCAAAGACAUGUAAGAUCUGCUUUCUCUAGAAGCUCAAAGCUAAACACGCCCGAGGCACUCUGCCACAAAGGUGCUGCGAUAUCUGAAGUCUCAAACAGAUUAUCGAAAAACGGCUGCCAAGGAAAUCACAGUCCCUCUUUGAGAAAUGACCCACUGCUUUCUAUAAAGAAACAAGCAACAUACACAGACCGGGCAUCAUCCCCCAUACGCACUGUGGGAACAAGAUUACAUUUGAAACCGAAGGGAAAGCAAUCAACACUAAAUAAACACCCUAGUUCUGAGAAAGAUAACCUUACUUUGUCUUCUAGCAAACAAUCUGCUCGCACGACUGUUUCACAAAAUGGUCAAACGCGCAGACAGGAUUGCGAUGUUUCCUCUUGGAAAUCAGAAUCUGUAUCACUAGAGAAGGUGAGUGAAAUGAGCGGCUUAAGCCCUAAAAGCUCAGAUAAGUGUUCUUUGAGUGUUAUUUCAUCACGGGGUAGAUAUUCAGACACUGACAGGAGAGAUGUUUCCUAUGAAGACUCCAAAUGGCAGAUGAGAUCUCACCAGUGGAAGACGUCUGCAUUAACAAAAGACUCAGCAAUGCCGAACAACAUCUCUCCCAUUUUAAGACCCACUGAUAUGCACAAACAAGCUCAAGCUACACAUGGAAAAACAUCAAGAGCUGCAGUGGACUCUUUAGAUAUUUGCCAUGAUUCUUACAACCUAUCACAGGUCAGUUACAGGACUGAUGAACUUCAGGAGGAUGAUGCGUUGUCACUGGCACCCAGCGAGUGCAACACAGACAUCCUUGUAAACAUCAAACCGAUCACCAGCCUGUCCACGUCUCAUCCCCACCCGAUAGCCCCAGAAGACCUGCCAAUGCACAAUAAGUUCACUAACUGGUCCGGCAUCAGCCUACGACAAUCAAAGCACUCCAACAAACCGGCCACGUGUCUUACCAAAGAGCACUUAAAGAGCAGAAACUGCGCUGAGUGGGGCGAGAUGGAGAGCUUCGGCUCAAAUGAAGAGUCCAUGGUGCAGAGCGACAGAAGGACGAGAGAGAUAGAGAGGCUGCGACAGGAGAGGGAGCAGGUGAUGGCGACGGUCAGCCUCAACAUGAAGCAGACCCCGCUGACUGUGGAGCUGACGGAGGCAAAGCUGCACUACGGCCUGGGAGAGACAGACACGAUGUUAAAAAUGUUGUCCCCGAGGAACAGAGAAGAGAUGGAGCCACCAGCUUCUGAGAACACCAAACAGCAGCUGUAUGAAAGACACCGCAGGAGUAUUGAGGGUUUGAGGCAGGACAGGGAGGAACGUCUCCAUAUUUCCCGCAGAGCUCGCAGUCUGAGUCCAAGCAAACAUCCUCGCUCCUCCCCACCAGAGGCCGUCUCCACCAAGGUGUCUGCCGCCAUGCCCAGUCAGCGUAAAGAGUCCCUGCAACAGAGCACUCUACCAGAGCCUCCAAAAGCAGAGGGCCAGUGUCCGUCUGACAUUGAGCAGCUGUUGCGUGACUACGGCCGAGCCCGAGAGGAAGCCAGGACGGAGAUUGCGAAGGCACGAGAACGACUGCGAGAAAGAACUGAGCAGGAGAAGAGGAGGCUUCAGCAGCAGGCCGUUUCUCAGGAAGCCAAGGAUGACUCGAGGCACCGGACCAGAGUCAGUAACAGCACCCUGUGCACCGGAUCCAGCCUGAGCCUUUCCUCUGGACCAACGUCCGGGUACAACAGCGGCAACACCGCACAGCUGCUGCCCGGCAACAGGCCUCUUCUGACGGGACAGAUCACAGCGGUACAGGAUGAAGAGCUGAAGGUCCGGACACGUCCUCCUAUAUGUGGUCCUCAGAGUGUGAAGUCACAGAGAGCCUGGCUGUCUGCCCAUGAUGUUCGUCUUGAGCCUCCUGUCAGCGGGUUUGAUCCCCUCAUGACUUCAUCUCCAUCCCCCACAUCUACACGUCAACGCACCGCUUCUUUUGGCUCAUCCUCUUCCAUAUCCUCAACCUAUCAAGACAUCACAUCCGGUCUCCUCGGUCGAGCUCUGGCUGAGGUGCGACUAGCUUCCUCUGGAGAUUUGAGCAACCUGCUAAUGGGCAAGGCCACGGCAGGCUGGAGGCACCAGGGAGAAGAAAGAGGGGUCCAGGCUUUCUACAAGCCCUCCGCCAGCCCGUCUGUGCACAGUUUCCUGGCGGUCGGGGAGCUGGACAGACCCCUGCUCAGUCUGUGGAAGAUAAUCCGCCAGCUGUCGAGGAGCCACAUGUUCCAUCAGUCCGUGCGCUCUGUGUGGACUCGACCACUAGAUGACAGCACUCAGCUGGUUUAUGUACUAACAGAUCCGUCCUCCUGCCACCUCAGCCAGCCGCGGGACUUCUGCUGCAUCAGCACUGAAUCCAAACAGGGUGGCUUGUGCGUGCUGGCAAUGCAGUCCGUGUUCGAGGAGUCUCUGCCUCGACCCAGUGUGGACGCCGUUCGGGGGGAGAUGAUGCCCAGCUGCUGGGUCCUGCAGCCAAUUACACGUAACGGACAGGAAGCCACCAGGGUCAUCUACCUGCUGCAGGUGGACCUAGGGACUCCAUCUUUCCCCCCCCGCCUGUUGAACACUGUUGCCAGGAGACAUGCAGCUGUCGUCGCUGAUCUGGAUGUUUUCCUCACAAAAUCCACAGGACUCAUGAAGACGCCUCAGCAGUGAGCACUUCGACUAAAACCGUCUCCAGCUUGGAGUUAGUCUGACUUUUACAUUUGCACCUGAGAUUUGUUUACUUGACUUGUUCUGGUAUACUCUAAAAGCACUGUUAAUGUAUAUUGAUGCCCAGUUACAAAGUUGAAGCAGCUUUUUUUUAUAUGAAGGUAUUUUUUAUAAAAUAUUGAAACUGUAUUUUUGUAUUUGUAAUGUACAUAAAAGCUUGUAACAAUCAUACACCUAUUUGACCAAAGAUAGAUUAGAAGCCAAAAAGAAAGAACUUUGCAGGACACAUUUAAUGUACUGCAUUUAGAUUUAGACAGCUUUUUUUAAUUAAUUAUCCAAGGCUACAAAGUUGAUCCAACUUUUCAACAUCAUUUAUGUGCUGAAAUAGUUUUAUAAUAAUCUAAUAGGUAUCAGCCCUUAAUGCCUGUUUGCAAUAUGGAGUCUUGAUUUCUACCAUAUUGUAAGGUGGACAUCCACAUUUUUGUAAACAAAGUCACAGCUAGACAACCUUUAAAUUGAAGUUAAAGAGUCGGUCAACACAUAAUCUAAGGUUACACUGAUUUGAUGUUCAUUUACAACUCAAGUGUGAUUUGGCUAGUGUUUACUUUCUAUGUAUCGCUAUAAGAUAGAUGAAUACAUAUGCUUUCUGUCAGCAUAGAUGCAUGAUGAAGGGGAUUUGUCAGAUAUGAUAAUGAAAUUAACGGUGAAUGACUGAGACGUACUUACAAGGGGAAGUAUUUGAAGGUCAGUUUAUAUCCUAUUAUUGUCAAGGGAAGGAAAACCACAUCCAAACAUAUGAAGGAAAUAUUUGCAAACUUUGUUUAACCCUGAUUUGUUACAGUACAGUAUAUGUAUUUAUUUCCUCAAGCAUAUUCAACCACUCACAAAAGAUUAUUUUAUUGCAGGAAAUAACCAUUUUAUUGUCCUUCAUCUGUUUUUGUAGCAAAAGGAUUAAGGCAAAUGUAUUUAAGGGACCGGAACAUAUUAAGGGGGAGAAGAGGUCAGAAAAAUGUGAGAGGAGGGGGAAAAGUAAGAUACUCUGAGCAGGGCGAAUAUUUAUUUCACUGUUUUUAUAUAUGCCUCUAAAAUGAAUAGUUACAAUAAAAAGACAGCUUUUAAAAAAAUCUAACAAAACAUUGAGAACCCUGGGGGCGUGCCUUUCUUCCUUGACAAUAUAUGUAAAUAUAUAUAUUCACACCCCCUUCUCAUUUCCCCAUAUCUUUCCUACAGUCCCUAAGCUAUGUGUUGAACAGUAAGGUGGUGUAUUGAAGGAAUCCUAAUAACCAUUUUUCUUACUCUUUAUCCGUUAUAUUUAAUGUAUGUGUUUGUCUGCACAUUUGAAACCACUCGACCAAACUCACUGCAAAAACAAGUCAUAAAACAGUUUUGUGCCUAAGAAGUGGGUUAGAAAAAGAAACCAAAGCUCUCUGGUUCAUUCUGUGUCCUUCAGCAAGAAUAAUCCAGAGAAAAAGAUAAGAGAAUCCAGGAAUGAUGCUCUACAACGGACUGUACCCUCCUUUAACUUCAUUGUGAAAGCCGCAUUAAGAUAUGACCGCAAUAUGGUACCUGAAUCUGUAAAAGCUGAGUUUAACGCCCUUUUUGUUUCUGAAGUCUAUUUAUUUUGUUCCUCUUGCCUUCUGUUUGAGAAAUGCUGUUGAAUGUGUUUUAUAAUAGUGAUGGAGUUUUUAUUUUUGUUAUGAGCACAGCAUGGUGCUGUGUUUACAGCUGCUUGCACAAAACCCUUAAUGCAUUUAUUGACGUUACGUGUUUGAAACGUGUUUUUGUUUGUAGUUAAAUGCUAUGCAGACGCUGAUCGAAGGCAGCACUGUUCACUGGGUCAGCUGUACCCAGAUAUGAAGCCAUAUUAUAUACAGUAGUCUGAGGUGGAGGACCGUUUUGGCAGCGCUCAGUUUGAUACCAAAGAUGUUCCCAAGGCAACCAAAGACAAAGACACAAGUACUGAGGACACGCAGGGAAGGAUGACUUUUUGUAAUUAUGUUUUUUUAUAUGUUCCCAAGUGCUCAAUUCAUUUUGUAAAAAGCAUGUUAUUUAUGUUUUGACUUUGUGUUGUAAAUGUAUUUUAUUAUAAACGCCUUGCUUCCUGUUGCUAAGUGUUUUUAACGAAUACAAUAUUUAAAAUGAA